This is a messenger RNA of Pollicipes pollicipes, 1728 nucleotides long. RefSeq lists its product as uncharacterized. The record is from RefSeq and is a predicted model, not a curated record. Bases 1 to 1728 code for a protein of 575 amino acids. NCBI's taxonomy places the organism in Eukaryota, Metazoa, Arthropoda, Thecostraca, Pollicipedomorpha, Pollicipedidae. The transcript is spliced from 13 exons.
AUGAUAAACGCGGUGGUCUUCUCCAGUUUCGUGCAGUUCCAGCCGGCCGAUACUGGCUUCGGCUUGCGCCAGCUGAACCUCAGCCAGGACGUCGACAAGGAGACGAGCCUGCAGUACACGGUGCUGCAGUACGUGCUGCCCCGGGCCGGGCUGGUCAGCAUCAACACCUCGGAGUUGACCCUCGCCGAGGACGAGCCGGGCACGCUGCUCAUCUCAGAGCUCGUCUCCGUGGGCCGCGCCGCCUCGGCCGCCGACCUCGAGGAGCUGAGCUGGCAGCUGCAGUCGCCGGCGCUGGACCGCCCGACGGUACCGGUACGGGUGCGGUACGCCGGAGAGAUUCAGCGCCGCUCUGAGGUGCCAGGCCAGACGCUCUUCUCGUACACCGGCGACGAGGACAGCUGGGAAGAACACUCCUUGGAGCUUACUCCACUGGAGCUACAAUUGCCACUUGACCCCGAGUCACCUGAACAACCUCAGGUCAUGUUCAUACCCAAACCCAACUUCCAAGGUCUGGUGCGAUUCAUAUUUGAGGUUAACCUGGCGGGGAGCAAAACGGAGGCGGAGGUUCUUCUGAUGGUGCGCGAGGCGAACGACGCCCCACUGCUGCGGGCCGAGAACGCUAGCCAAGCGUGGUCCGAGCGGGAGGCGGAGGAGGGCGCCGGCCUGGUGCUGGCCGCCUGGGACCAGACAGCUUCCCCGGAGCUGCUCACCGUACCUGGCUGUCAACCGAUGUGCGGCGGCUCCUCCAGCCUGAGCGAGGCCCAGCUGCGCGUGCUGGUGCUCCGCUCCGACUGCACCGACCUGCCCGUGCUGAGCGCCGAGUACGCCGCUUCCUGGGACCUUUGCGGCCGCUGCGGCGGCACCGGCGAGUCCUGCAUCGACUGUAACCAGGACGUCAACGGCACUGCGUUCACAGACUGCGAGCGGUGCGUAGGCGGCGCCACUGGUUUGGAGCCGGAGCGGGACUGCGCCCACCAGUGCAUGGAAAGCGAACUUGUGCGCAUCCAGGACGCAGAGGUGUGCGCCCUGAAGGAGCCGGCCGCUGUGGCGUGCGGCCACUGCGUGCUGGGCACCACGGGCCUGACGGCCACGCACGGCCGCGACUCGUGCGGCCGCUGCUCGGCGACCAGCGGCGAGGCGCAGCCGCUGGUUGCCUGCCCGGAGGAGGCGUGCGACGGCGAGCUGUCCAGCCCGCGCCGGCUCGACCGCUGCGGCCAGUGUCGCCACCCAGCCGCCGCCAACUGGGGUGCCUGCAAGCGGUUCGGUCGGCCGCCUGCGGUGGUGGACGUGGCACGACUGGGAACCAACGAGCCCGCCACCGUCGCCCUGCCGCUGCGCAACCAGACGAAACCCUGGGACCCCACGCUGGUCAGCUGUUUCGUGCAGAACGCCGGCGGCGAGAAGACGGACGUCUCCACCUUCCCGCACGAGACGCUGAUCAUCACGGCGGCCGGCACGAGGCGCAGGAAGUGGGCCGUCGGCGCGAACUUGCCGGCCGACCUGCCGCUCGGCUCGUACGACUUCGGCUGCGGCGACAUGACUUCGGCCGACAGUUUCAUGCUGGUGAACAGCAGCAGUCUGGGCAUCGCCUCCUUGGAGCCGCCCGAGGGCACGCUGGGGGAGGAGAACAUGGUAUGUCACUCCGGCUGGGCGCUGGGCCCGUGCCGACGGACGCGCCGCGUGUGGGGUCGUCUGACUGACUUCGCCUGUCUGACUGUCGCUUGUUAG